This is a messenger RNA of Arachis stenosperma, 1205 nucleotides long. RefSeq names its product NAD(P)H-dependent 6'-deoxychalcone synthase-like. Gene Ontology annotation, molecular function: aldose reductase (NADPH) activity. Gene Ontology annotation, cellular component: cytosol. Bases 55 to 1014 code for a protein of 319 amino acids. The transcript is spliced from 2 exons. NCBI's taxonomy places the organism in Eukaryota, Viridiplantae, Streptophyta, Magnoliopsida, Fabales, Fabaceae. The record is from RefSeq and is a predicted model, not a curated record.
CCCCUGUAUGCACUUCAUCACACUCACACACAGAGAGAUACAUAGAGAUCAAAGAUGGGUGCAGCCACAGUAGCAAUCCCCGAAGUGGUUCUAGAAUCAUCGAAUGGGCAACGCAGAAUCCCAGUGAUUGGGCUGGGCACUGCCCCUGAAGCCAGCAGCAAGGUGUCGACGAAAGACGCUGUUGUUGAGGCCAUUAAGCAAGGCUACAGGCACUUCGAUGCCGCCUCUGCUUACGGCGUUGAGCAGUCCGUCGGAGAAGCCAUCCAAGAAGCUCUCCAACUUGGACUCAUUUCUUCCCGGGAUCAACUCUUCAUCACCACCAAAAUCUGGGUCACUGACAACCACCCUCACCUCAUUCUCCCUGCUCUCCAGAAAUCACUCAAGACACUUCAACUGGACUACUUGGACCUGUAUCUGAUCCACUGGCCCAUAUCAGCAAAACCAGGAAAGGUGACAUAUCCCAUUGAGCAGUCGGAGCUGGUGCCAUUUGACAUGGAGGGUGUCUGGAAAUCCAUGGAGGAAUGCCAGAGACUGGGCCUCACUAAAGCCAUUGGAGUCAGCAACUUCUCCAUCAAGAAACUCCAGAAGCUUCUCUCCUUUGCCACCAUCCCCCCCGCAGUGAACCAGGUGGAAGUCAACCUUGCCUUCCAGCAACACAAGCUGAGGGAAUUCUGCAAGUCCAAAGGCAUCACCGUAACUGCCUUCUCUCCUCUGAGGAAAGGUGCAAGCAGGGGAACCAACAUGGUGAUGGACAACGACGUUCUCAAGGAACUGGCUGACGCUCAUGGCAAGACUGUUGCUCAGAUCUGUCUGCGAUGGAUCUACGAGCAAGGCUUGACGGUUGUGGCUAAGAGCUAUGACAAGGAGAGAAUGAAGCAGAACCUGGAGAUCUUCGAUUGGUGUUUGACGGACGAAGAUUACAAGAAAAUUAGUGAAAUCCAUCAAGAUAGACUCAUCAAGGGACCCACCAAGCCUCUUCUCCAUGAUCUCUGGGACGAAGACGAUCAUCAGUAAUUAAUAAUGCUAAUUAGUAAUUAAUGCUAUGCUCUCUAAAUAAAUUAUCUAUCAUGGAUAUGUAAUAUCUACACCCUAAUUAAAUUUCCUUCUCAACUGCAUUUGUCUUCGUUUUAUAGGUCUUUUAUUAUACAUGAGAAUGCAUGAGUUAUUGUACUUACAUAUAAUUCUACUGUACUUUUAUGUGUUUC